This is a messenger RNA of Cyphomyrmex costatus, 1161 nucleotides long. Its product is annotated as general transcription factor II-I repeat domain-containing protein 2A. Bases 1 to 1161 code for a protein of 386 amino acids. Gene Ontology annotation, molecular function: protein dimerization activity. The transcript is spliced from 2 exons. The record is from RefSeq and is a predicted model, not a curated record. NCBI's taxonomy places the organism in Eukaryota, Metazoa, Arthropoda, Insecta, Hymenoptera, Formicidae.
AUGCUACAGAUAGCAAUUUAUCUCUUUGCUGUCUCGAUCUUUGAAGAAACUCUUAAAAAGUUUAACAUAGAUUUUAGUAAAUGUUCUUCGAUUACAACUGACGGUGCGAAAGCGAUGACAGGUUCAAAGAUAGGAUUUGCUGGCCAAUUAAAACAGCGAAAUUUAAAUAUCCCCAUUAUACAUUGCAUAAUACAUCAGGAAGCAUUAGCCGGUAAAGUUGUAAAACUUUCAACAGCUAUGGAGACUAUCACUAAAAUAAUCAAUGAAAUUAAAGGUGGACACAAAUUUCUGACUCACCGAAAAUUUAAAUUAUUUCUUGACGAACAUAAAGCUGUUUACACAGAUGUCCCACUUCAUUGUCCAGUUCGUUGGCUUAGUGCUGCAAAAUGUUUACAAGUAUUUUUCACAAUAAGAAAAGAGAUUCUUCUUUUUCUAAAAGAAAUGAACAAAUCAAAAUUUCAUGAAUAUAUAUCCCUUUUGGAAGAUGUCACAUUUCUUACUGAACUCGCUUUUAUUACUGAUAUAAGUAAUCAACUUAGGUUUCUCAAUUUAAAGCUGCAAAAGAUGAAUCAAAAUAUUUCCCAGUUAGUCAGUCAUGUUAAUUCUUUUCGAAGAAAAUUACAGGCAUUGAAAUCUCACUUAAAUGAUAAUAUAUUUCACUUUUUUCCCUCAUGUCAGAUUAUUCUCGAAGAACAUGGCAAUGUUUGUAAUUUCAAAGAAUAUACUCAUUUUCUAGAUUCUCUAAUAGACGAAUUCGAUAAGCGGUUUACUUGUUUCGAGAAACUUAAAACCGAAUUAAUUCUUUUCGAGAAUCCCCUUACAGCUCCAAUUGAAGAACAGCAUCUUGAUUUGCAGGAUGAAUUAUUUGAUUUACAGAACGAUAUUUCGCUUAAAACGAUUAAAGAAACUGGUGUCGAUUUUUACAAAAUGUUGAAAGAAUCAUCAUAUCCCAAGCUUCGAGAUUUCGGACUUCGAAUUCAUUCUAUGUUUGGAUCCACAUAUUUAUGUGAGACAUCAUUUUCCAAAAUGAAAUUAAUAAAAAAUGAAAGACGUUCUUCCUUGAGUGAUAAUUCUUUACCUCGUCUUAUACGGAUCGCUACGAGUAAUAUGAAAAUCGACGUUUCUGCUUUCGCCCGUAAAAGAUUCCGAAAAUCGUAUUGA